Messenger RNA from Leptinotarsa decemlineata (Colorado potato beetle), 2372 nucleotides. It is a transcript of the gene mthl5, whose product is annotated as G-protein coupled receptor Mth-like 5. Gene Ontology annotation, cellular component: membrane. The record is from RefSeq and is a predicted model, not a curated record. NCBI's taxonomy places the organism in Eukaryota, Metazoa, Arthropoda, Insecta, Coleoptera, Chrysomelidae. Gene Ontology annotation, biological process: G protein-coupled receptor signaling pathway; cell surface receptor signaling pathway. Gene Ontology annotation, molecular function: G protein-coupled receptor activity.
CACAGAUAUCCCAAAGAAAUAAGAAGAAGAAUUUAAGCCGCUUAUGGUUAGAAUUUAUAAUCACAAAACUAUUUGAUUUUGUUGUUAGAAUGCAGGAAAUGUAGUAAUAUCCUUGAGAAGUAUGAAUAUUGAAUUGUUUCCUAAAGAUUCGUUGGAGUGAUGUUAUUGUUUAGUUAAACAACUAUUGAUACCAAUAAAACUGAGUCAUAAUUCUACGAAUCCAACUAUCGCCGGAAACGGGUUCCAAUUCAGUAUGGCUAAUGUGGAUUAGGAAAAAUCUGAAUUAGCAUGAAAGAAAUAAAGAAUUUGAAAGACAAAGGGUCAAAUAAACGAAAAUUCUUCAAUAGUUGAUACUUUUUGGUGCACUGGUUUUACAUUGAGCAAUGAUGCUUUAUUUUCAAAUAGGAUUCACUUUUAUUCUACUACUUGCUGUGCUAGAAGUACAUGCAAAUGUUAACGUUACUGUGAAAGUUAAUAAAUGUUGCGAAGAAAAUGAGAUAUAUUUGGGUCGAUACUGUAUGAAGGUAAAUAAAACCAAUGAAGAAUGGAGGCCUCUCUUUACAACUGAUAAAGGCAUUGGUAAUCUGCAGACCAACUACACAUUAGUUACAGGAUUACCAGACUGUGGACAUAUGCAGUUAUGGCCCAUUUACCAUUAUCAGAAUUCAACGGAUCGUUUGAGACUAUUACCCAAUGGUAUCUUGAGACAUUACUUUGAUCAUUCUGAAGUUCCUGGUGAUGAAUUAGACUCAGAAGUCACUAAUGUUGGAGGACCAUUCCAUGACUACGAAUAUGGAAAAUAUUGUUUAGAUAAGAAAAUAGAUGGCCUCAGGAGCGAAUUCGCUUGGGUUUGUGCCCCUGAAGUUCACACGCAUUGGUUGACAAGUACCGAAUUUCUGAUGCAUAAUGUCAUCAGCCCUGCCACACACGGUAUUUCCAUAGCAUGCCUCCUUGCCAUAGCCGUUAUCUACUUUGUAUUGCCAACUUUACGUGAUCUAACAGGAAAUAUUGUUACGACAAUAUGCAUGUGUCUUAUAGUGAGUCAAACUGCUGACUUGAUAAGACUGUUGACGGUUUUCAAGAGUCAUAUUAGCUUGCUCAUUGCAGAAACAAUAUGCUAUUUGAGCAUGCUCGGUGCCUUUUUUUGGUUGAAUAGUAUGGGUUACUAUAUUUGGAAAACUUUCAGAUCAAGGAAUGUAUUUUUAAGAAUUACAGAUGGAAAAAAGUAUUGUUACUAUUGCAGCUAUGCUUGGUCGUGUACUAUAGUUUUGGGAUUUCUAGCAGUUUUUGCACAUUUUACAAUGGACUAUCCUGACGUACAGUACACACAAAACUUAACCUUUGAUCAACAGAGAGAGCAAAUAGGUUCUUUGGGUCUCAUCAUAUUCUUCGUACCUGUAGCUUUCACUGUAAUUGCUGAUGUAUUUUUUUUUGCCACUACUAUGAAAACAAUAAAUAAAAUGCACACAUAUGGAAGAAUCCACCAUAAACUACGUCACAGCUUUCGGAUGUUUAUUCUACUACUGCUUGUUAUGACUCUCUGGUGGCUGUUCUUCCUGUCAUCGUUUUCUAAAUAUGAAGGGCUAGUCAACUGCCACAUAAUCAUUAAUGCCUUCCAAGGACCCCUUGUGCUCUACGUCUGCAUCUUCAAUCAGAAACACGUUGCUUACCUAAUUCAGAAAAUGUGUUGUUACAAAACAUUUCCAUGUUGCCAGCCUGAUCCUGAAACUGAGUGGGGAGAUGAGAUGACAGCCAUGAACACAAUAAACAAUUGCUGAUUAAGUUGAACACGAUUUGAAACUGAAUAAAGAACUUGAGUCAGUUUAUGUAUUGUAAUAAAGGACUUCUACAGGGUACCGAAGCCAGUGAAGUAUUUUGCUCUCUCCGCCCUUAACAAAUAGGUUGAUCGGGUAACAUUUUUAGAGUACUCGAAUACAAUUUACGAAAUAAUUUAUAUAGACAAUAAGACAAAUUAACCAAUACAUAUUCUUGUGUGAGGUAGUGAUACUGAUUGCAGCUGGUUACUACUUUCAUUACUUCUCUCGAGUUAUAUUAAACAGAAAUUUGUUUAGAAUAUUUUUGACAAAUUGUCGAAGACAUGCUUUUCUCUUAACAAAAUUCAGGGGGAUCUUGAAGGAAAUAACCAGUUUUACAUUAGGUUUUUCAAGUGUAUAACCUAAUGUUUUUAUUUGAUAUUAUGAAUUACUUGUGGCUGUGAUUUGGGACGGAAAAACUGUCAUGGACUGAUGGUUUCAAAUAUUUUCCAUAUUGAUGCAGUGUUGAGUAUGAGAAAUUGUACAGUGAAAAAAACAAAAUCAGACAAGAAUAUUUUCUAAUAUUGAUGCAGUGUUGAAUAUGAGAAAUUGUAUAGU